AUGUCGCAUCCUCAAGAGAAAGAAAAGGCUCUCAAGACCUUUGUCGUUGGCGAAAGCGGCCUCGAUGCGCCUCUUGGCCUGAGUACGCAGGAAACAAAUGGUCAGGGAGUCGAAGAACCGAAGCGGACUUGGAGAUCAUACAUCUGGUCAUCGCUCGAUGUCUCCAAGGAAGAAGCCCGCUUCUUAACCAAGCUUGAUUUGACCUUGAUUUCCGCCUCAGCGCUUGGAGUUAUGUGUCGUUACCUUGAUCAAGUCAACAUCACCAAUGCUUUCAACAGUGGUAUGAAGGAGGAUCUAGAGCUAUACGGUCGCGAGCUCAACUACGCAAACGCUAUUUGGAGUGCAGCAUACGUCUUUGGUCAAAUUCCUUCAAACUUGCUACUUACCAGAGUUAAUGCCCCUCUUUACAUCGCCUUUAUCGAGCUGUCGUGGACAAUCUUCACCUUUGCCACAGCUGGUGUUCAGAACGUUAAUCAGCUCUACGUUUUCCGAUUCUUUGUUGGUCUAUUUGAGGCCGGCCACUUCCCAGCGGUCAUGUACGUAUGCUCGAGCUACUACAAACCCCACGAGCUGGCCCGACGGAACACAUUGAUCCAAAUCUCGACUGGUAUCGGACCUCUCUUUUCCGGUUUCCUGAUGGCAGCAGUAUUUGCUGGCCUCGAUGGAGUGCACGGUCUUGCUGGGUGGCGAUGGAUGUUCAUAAUUUGCGGCUGCAUCUCCUUCCCUUGUGCUGUCUGGACUGCUUUUGCCAUUCCUCAACUUCCUGCUCGAGCGAAACCCAACUGGAUUUUCACACAGGCUGAAAUCGACCUAGCCAGGGCGAGAAUGCCCAGUGAACAUAAGCUUCUGACUGGUCUAUUCAAGUGGAAAGACAUCAAGAGAUGGCACACGACUUGGCAUGCUUUCCUCUUUCCAUUACUCUUUGCAUUCAUGGCCCAAUUUGGCCAGUCCGGACAGUCAAUGAUUUUCUGGGUCAAAAGCUAUAACGUCAAAGGACAGCCACUUGUCUUUUCCGUCCCAGAGAUCAACAUCAUCCCCCUUGGCAUCAAUGUGAUCACAAUUGUUUGCACACUGGUCAACGCGUGGAUAUCAGACAGCUUGCCUGGCUCUCUCCGGUGGCCUGGAAUCUUUUUUGCCUGCAUCAUGGCCAUCAUCUUUCCCACCGCCCUUGCUGCGACGCCGGUUCAUCCUCCAAAUAGAGGAUCGCGCUGGGCACUCUAUUAUCUCACUUCUCUAGCUGGAACAGCCGCAGGUAUUACUUGGACUUGGGUGAAUGAAGUGAAUAGACACGAUCAGGAAAAACGAGCAUAUGUUUCUGCCCUGGUUCGUGCUGACAUUUUGCUGGGAAUAAAGCCAUCUAGCUAACCUGCCUC
Messenger RNA from Exophiala mesophila, 1373 nucleotides. RefSeq lists its product as uncharacterized. Lineage: Eukaryota; Fungi; Ascomycota; Eurotiomycetes; Chaetothyriales; Herpotrichiellaceae. The record is from RefSeq and is a predicted model, not a curated record. The transcript has 11 exons. Bases 1 to 1365 code for a protein of 454 amino acids. Gene Ontology annotation, cellular component: membrane. Gene Ontology annotation, biological process: transmembrane transport. Gene Ontology annotation, molecular function: transmembrane transporter activity.